UCACGAUCCCCAUCUCGGCCAUCACCAGUCUACUAUCAAGAUACGCCCCUUUAAUGUCAAACAGAGUCACGGAAUUCACCGAGAGCAAGAAAAGAGCACCUUUACUACAAAGCUAGAAACGAGAUCCUCUCCUACAGUUCAGUCAAGGACAAGCUGAAUCGUCGUAACGCUUGCAUAGCCAAGGAGGCACCGUUGCUCUGAUACGACACUAUGCAGACAUUAGCCGCUACUGAGGGCAGUUUUAGCUUGCUUACGGAAAUACGUCAGAUGAGGGAACAGUUGGCAGAAAUCAAUACUAAGACAGAGGAAAUGAAAGCCAAGAUGGAAGAAAUGAACGCUCAGACGGAAGAACUCGGUCAGAGCUUUCUCAAUAACCGUCAAAGGACUUUUACUACAUGGGUACGAGAUGCGCUUGACAAAGGCACUACACGCCGGCUUGAGGACAUCCAAAGGCCGACUGAGGAUUUUAUCUACAAUGGUGAUAUACGCUGCGAUGCGAGGCUAGUCACUCAGCGCUAUGAGAAGAAUGGCACUGCAUGGCGAAGAUUCAGUACGCUCUAUGGCCUUAACCCGAACGAUUUCAAGAAUCUCGACCGCAAUAAAUGCUGUGGAUCUCUACAGGCCUUAGAUAGAGCAGCUGAUGUCCUGUUUAAGCACGCUUGGACAAGACUCCCGACUAAGGCGAUGGAGAAGGAACGCGAGGAUCUUGUCGCUAUGCUACUGGAGGAGGAAUAUGAAGAGGCUGAGAACAUGAGCAGUGCUUUAUUCUGCGAGGAAUAUCUGUCUGAGGCCGAGGUGUCAUCCAAUACUGCCGAAAUGCUAGAUAUUGACGAUGGCUCUGGUAAAAAGGACACUUGAGUUAGCUUCAAGAGUAGGCGUUUCGGCGCCGAAUUUGCCGUUACCUAGCUUUGUA
This is a messenger RNA of Penicillium brasilianum, 913 nucleotides long. Lineage: Eukaryota; Fungi; Ascomycota; Eurotiomycetes; Eurotiales; Aspergillaceae. The record is from the annotation of a GenBank genome assembly.